AUGUCAUUCAACGACACCCAGCAGCGGGGUGAGUCCGCCGGCUACUACAACCCAGGCGACCUCAGUCUCGACCAGGACCAAGCCAUCAAACAAGCCCGCCGCCACGGAAACGGCCGUGAGGACGACGAUAAUGACAUCUCCAUCUUUAGCCAGGCCAUGAGCUUCCUAGGUGACCACAAGGAGAAGCUCGGCCGCGAGGACAUCGACGAGGAGAAGGUCGUCAACAAUCACCAGAAGCUCUACGGAGACGCUGACGAUAGGGGGCAGAAGCACGGUGCCGAGUCUCUGGGCUCAGGAGCUGCGAUGCAGGCUCUUAAGAUGUUCAUGGAUGACAGCGGGAAGCAGGACCAUAACCAGAACCAGAACCAGAACCAGGGUCAACAGAGCCAGGGUGGUGGUGACCAGAACAAGCUCAUUGGUAUUGCAAUGGCCCAGGCUGGGAAGCUAUGGGAGCAGAAGAACCAGGAGGGUCGUGUGGACACCGAUAAGCAAACUGCCGUCAACAUGGCUGCUCAGUAUGCCCUGAAAAUGUACUUGAAGGGCCAGAUGGGUGGUGGUGGCGGUGGACUCGGCGGACUCGGUGGCCUUGCUCUUAUUUCUGGAGCUCUUGGAGGUGGUGGUGGUGGCAACCAGCAGCAGAGCGGACUGGCUGCCAUUGCCGGUGCAUUGGGAGGAAGCGGAGGCCAGCAGCAGCAGCAACAGCAGCAAGGCGGAGCUGCCAACCUCUUGGGCAUGGCUUCCAAGUUCCUUUAA
Arthroderma uncinatum is the source of this 753-nucleotide messenger RNA. RefSeq lists its product as uncharacterized. The record is from RefSeq and is a predicted model, not a curated record. The transcript is spliced from 2 exons. Bases 1 to 753 code for a protein of 250 amino acids. Lineage: Eukaryota; Fungi; Ascomycota; Eurotiomycetes; Onygenales; Arthrodermataceae.